CUUAAGGCGCGUAAUCUAGCUCUUUCUGGAACCUUAUUGGAAGCAUUGGAAUUUUUUUGUAUUGCAAAUCAAUACACUCGGCUUAAGGGAUAAUAAUUCUUAUUUCCGCCUAUUCUUACGAAUGCUUUUACCCGGAGAAAAAUUGUAAAUCUUGACAUCACCAUCCAUUUCCCAACCACGAUACUAUAUUGACAUAGACAUGGUGCUUGUCAGGGCGGCUUCUUCAGCGGCAGCUAUACCGACUGCUGUGGCGGCCAGUUCUGCUACAAUCGCAAAUGCAAUAAGUCAUCCUAUACGACAAUUUCAUCAAAGGAGUAAUGAUCAAAAUUCAACUUCAAGACAAUCGCAUAACCCUCUAACUCGGAUACGAAGUGCACCAAACAAGAUCGCAAGUUCAUCAAACCUAAACCUCGCCACUCAACAUCGUCGUUCGUUCACUACUGCUUCGACUUCUUCCUCCACACCUUCCGCAAGACGUAAACAAUCCAGACCAACACUUUCUUUCGCUCGAUCCUUUCAUUCUACUGCAAGGAAUGAAGCAUCAGUAAAAGAUCCUUAUGCUACUCUAGGCGUCAAGAGGGACGCAUCGGCAAAAGAUAUCAAAGGUGCCUAUUACGAUUUAGCAAAGAAAUUUCACCCGGACACGAGUAAGGAGAAAGGGGCAAAAGAACGAUUUGUUGAAAUCCAGGCAGCAUACGAUAUCCUAAGCGAUGAAAAGAAGAAAGCCACUUUUGAUAGAUUUGGCACAACGGAUGAUUCGGCAGGUGGAUUUAAUCCGUUCGGCGGAGGUGGUGGUGGUGCGGCAGGAUUUGAUCCUUUCAGUGGCGGCUUUGGUGGUUUUGGAGGAGGUGCUGGUGGUUUUCAAGGAUUCUCUGGUAAUGCUCAAGAUGCAGGAGAUUUCUUUGAAGGAUUAUUUGGCGCUUUUGGAGGAGGUCGAUCUAGGAAUUCUGGUCCAGGAUUUGCUGGAGAAUCGCGAGGAGAGGAUUUGGAAACUACACUAAAUAUCACCUUUGAGGAAGCUUGUAGGGGAACGACAAAGAAUGUCACGAUUGCUCCUGUUGAGAGAUGUAACACCUGUGAAGGUGCAGGGCUGAAGAAGGGAGCAAAAAAGAGUACAUGUACCGUCUGUAAUGGAACAGGUACGCGGACGUUUGUUAUUCAAAGCGGAUUUCAGAUGGCCAGCACAUGUCCAGCCUGUAGCGGAGCAGGUCAAACGGUAGCAGCCGGUGAUGAAUGUGGCACAUGUGAAGGUGUGGGCAGAGUUAGAUCACGAAAGACAAUCGAUGUCAAGGUACCACCAGGUGUUGACGAUGGCGCAAAGAUUCGAAUGGAUGGUCAAGGUGACGUACCCUUGCAAGGAGCAGGUCCCGCUGGAUCACUUUAUGUACGCAUCGGCGUUCGCAACAGUAAGAUUUGGCGUAGACAAGGCAGCAAUCUCUACUACCCUGCCACUAUUCCUUUCCAUACCGCCAUUCUUGGAGGAAAGGCUAGAGUUCCAACCUUGGACGGAGAUGUAGACGUUCGAGUGCCAGCAGGAACUCAAGUAGGCGACGAGAUGUUGUUGCGAGGCAGAGGUGUGCCAAGCCUGAUGAGAAGAGGCGACAAGGGAGACUUGCUGGUACAAUUUGAAGUCACAAUUCCACGUUCGCUCACAAAGCGACAGAAGGAAAUUCUACAAGAAUAUGUGGAUGAAGUAGAAGGAAGCAAAUCUAACAAAGCUCAAUCUACAACACCACCAAACAAUGAAACAUCUGAAAAAGCAGAUGAAAAGGAGGAAAAAGACACCACCACUCAAUAAACUUUAUAGAUCAGAAACAAUGUUUGAAUAUAAUAUGUGUAUUAAAUACCAUGCACAAAGGGGGCGGCGCGACCGAGGGAGCUCUACAAUAAGAAUGAUGUAGGGAAUAGAGAGUCUGCUCCUUGGCGCUGCACGCAUGCUCGAUUGACAUGAUGAUAAAAAAGAGUUAUAUGAGAAGUUUU
This is a messenger RNA of Meira miltonrushii, 1980 nucleotides long. RefSeq lists its product as uncharacterized. Lineage: Eukaryota; Fungi; Basidiomycota; Exobasidiomycetes; Exobasidiales; Brachybasidiaceae. The coding region runs from base 200 to 1798 and encodes 532 amino acids. Gene Ontology annotation, molecular function: ATP binding; heat shock protein binding. The record is from RefSeq and is a predicted model, not a curated record. Gene Ontology annotation, cellular component: cytoplasm. The transcript has a single exon. Gene Ontology annotation, biological process: response to heat; protein refolding.